AUUAAAGGGGACUUCUCUCUAGGGCUUGCGCCGCUAGAGCUGCGUUUUUUUCGUUUUCGAUUUUCCGAUCAAAGAACGCCUGCUUCUCGGCUUGUGAAUAGUAAACGAUAUCGCAAGGUUGGUUUUGGGGAUUUGGGGAAGGGUUUGAGCUUCGUUUGGGCUCUGUGCACUGGGUGCGACUUGUUUAGCUUUCGGUCAAGAAGGAAUGAAGGGGAGGGCUCGGAAUUUGCCGAUGGAUGAAAUUGGAAACAAGAAGAUGGAGGAUGCCGACGAGCAGGUCGUGAUCCCGGUGGUCGGCGCCGUUAUUACGGACCGGAAGAUCAAUCUUCCGGUGUUCCAAGUUCUGAUGUCAUCCGUUUGGCGCUCGGGGAAACCGCUUUGGUGCAACAACAAUGAUGAAGAAGAUGCGGUCAAGUCGAAGGAAAACCGCUUUGGUGCAACAACAACCGCUGCAAGGGCCCGGCCUCCCCCAGAACCACCGCCAAGGGUUGAUCGAUGCAUUUUGGAGUUUGCUUACUUAUCUUUUCUGCAUUUUAAUUUCCAAGUUAAGACGUUUGUGUUUUGUUGUUAUUUUAAUUUAUGCUGUAAGACUCUUGAACUUAGGACAGGUGAUGGAGAAUUUAGUUUACUAGUCAUUGGCUCAAGUAAACCCAAUUCAGGAUCAACGAAUCUGGUUGCUUUAUUCGAGGUGGCAGAUUCUAAAUCUGGUUCAAGGGCAGACGGUAGACUAUGGGUUCUUUGUCUGAUUGUAUCCUGCUUAAGCUCUUUCUUAUUAAUAUAAGCCACCUGCUUACAAAAA
This is a messenger RNA of Cuscuta europaea, 799 nucleotides long. NCBI's taxonomy places the organism in Eukaryota, Viridiplantae, Streptophyta, Magnoliopsida, Solanales, Convolvulaceae. The record is from the annotation of a GenBank genome assembly.